Oncorhynchus gorbuscha (pink salmon) is the source of this 1998-nucleotide messenger RNA. It is a transcript of the gene tcp11l1, whose product is annotated as t-complex 11, testis-specific-like 1. Bases 251 to 1717 code for a protein of 488 amino acids. The transcript is spliced from 11 exons. NCBI's taxonomy places the organism in Eukaryota, Metazoa, Chordata, Actinopteri, Salmoniformes, Salmonidae. Gene Ontology annotation, biological process: signal transduction. The record is from RefSeq and is a predicted model, not a curated record.
UCACUUUGGCCUAACCCACUGCCGGAAGACUUCUCUUCAUUUUCACCAGAGAUCAACAACGCAUUUAGCUAGCUAUGUAACUUCAUUCACCAUGCCAGAAAGUACACUUUGAUUAGCCAGCAGAGAGACGACUACUCCAUCACUCGACUGUCCAUUCACUUCAGGACUGGCAAAAGUCGGACCGAAUAAAUCUACCCUGCAAGCUAGCUAACCACAGCAUACGUCCCGGGACUCAAGUGAGAGGAGCAACAUGCCCAAGGACUCCGACAAACCUGGGGGUGGAGAGGACAGAACUGACUCCUCUGAACAGUCCCAUAGUAAGAGAGUCUGGAGUGGCACACCUAGUCCUCACAGAGGGAACACCCCACAAUCCAGCCCACCAAGAUUUGUGUCAGCGGAGGAGCUCAUGGAGACGGCAAAAGGUGUGACCAACAUGGCCCUGGCCCAUGAGAUCGUAGUGAAUACUGACUUCCAGGUGAAGCCCUCAGAGCCAGCAGAAGGAAGUUUGGAAAAAAGGGUGAAGGAUAUUAUGCAUAAAGCAUUCUGGGACGUUCUAGAGGCACAACUGAGUGAGAACCCGCCAUCAUAUAAUCACGCCAUCAAACUUCUUGCUGAGAUCAAAGAGACUCUGCUGUCCUUUCUGCUUCCGGGUCAUGGUCGGUUGAGGGGGCGAAUUGAGGAGGUGCUAGACCUCUCUCUGAUCCAGCAGCAGGCAGAGAACGGAGCUCUGGACAUCAGUAAGGUGGUUGAGUUUGUCAUUGGUAUGAUGGGUUCACUCUGCGCUCCGAGCCGGGACGAGGAAAUCAGGAAGCUUCGGGAAAUCACAGAUCUUGUGCCUCUAUUAAAGGCGGUAUUUCCAGUGAUGGAUAAAAUGAAACUUGAUAUGGCCAAUUUUGCAGUCAGCAGUAUUCGACCCCACCUCCUGCAGCAAUCCGUUGAGUACGAACGGAAGAAAUUCCAGGAGUUUGUUGAAAAACAACCCAACGCCUUAGACUUUACUGAGAAGUGGCUUCAAGACUCUGCUAAGUCUGUACUUCAUGAAGAUCAAGCGGGUGGUGUGGGUGGUUUACCCACUCCUCUCGCUGUGCACAACCAUGCUUACCUGUGUCUGCUUAAAUGGAACCACGCCUCUGAUCCUUUCCCUGAGACUCUUCUCAUGGACCAGGUGCGUUUCCAGGAAAUGCAGCAGGACUUGGAGCAGCUGGUUCUGGUGGCGUCUGUGCUGCUCAUAGUGUACAACACCACGGGAGAGGCCAUCUCAGGCCUGCCAGGCCUUAUGGACAGACUGAAGAGGACCAUCGGGGUUCUGCUCACAGAGAUGCACAUGCCGUCUUUCAGUGCAGAUGAAGCCUUGGCUACCAUUGGAGAGAGGAUGUGUGUGGAGCUAAGUGGAUGUCUGUCUGAGCAUGGCUUCUCCCCAUUCUCCACCAACCGGCAGAGCAUUCUGAAAGGCCAAAUCUCGGCUGUUACUCUCCCAGACAACGCCAUCCGCAGGCUUAUAGGCUCCCGCAUCCAGACUUACCUGCUUGCCUUCCUGGAGUCCAGUCACAGGAGUGCUCCAACCCUGCCAGGGGGCCUAGCUCCAGUCAGCAAAGAGCUGGAAGAGAUUGCCGUGAAGUUUGGCCGUCUGGUCCACUUCAACAAGUUGGUUUAUUCCCCUUUCUACCAAAAGAUCCUUCAGGAGAUUGUGCAAGAAGGAGAAAGUAAUGACACCUAGGCCUUAACACUGAACUGUUAAUUAAAAUAGGAUUACACUGUAGGUUAUCCAUGCUUUCCAUUGUAUGGCUAAAGAUAAUGUAAUAAUGACAGUAUUGUACAAUGCCAGUAUUAAUUGAUAUCAAAAUACUUAUACAAUAAGCUCUGUUGCAUUCACAUGUUACUUAUUUGAUGAUGGGUGUGUCUGUUUCUGGAUUGGUACAACAAACACGGGUAAAAAAAAAGCAUAAUACAAAAUUGCAUGUUUUCUUUUACUUGCAUUAAAUAAGGAGUUCUGUGAUA